Verticillium alfalfae VaMs.102 is the source of this 618-nucleotide messenger RNA. RefSeq names its product 40S ribosomal protein S14. Gene Ontology annotation, cellular component: ribosome; cytosolic small ribosomal subunit. The record is from RefSeq and is a predicted model, not a curated record. Lineage: Eukaryota; Fungi; Ascomycota; Sordariomycetes; Glomerellales; Plectosphaerellaceae. The transcript is spliced from 4 exons. Gene Ontology annotation, molecular function: mRNA 5'-UTR binding; structural constituent of ribosome; small ribosomal subunit rRNA binding. Gene Ontology annotation, biological process: maturation of SSU-rRNA from tricistronic rRNA transcript (SSU-rRNA, 5.8S rRNA, LSU-rRNA); ribosomal small subunit assembly; translation. Bases 9 to 464 code for a protein of 151 amino acids.
ACGACAAGAUGGCCCCCAAGUCCAAGGCUCCCCGCGCUCCCCAGGAGAACAUCUCCCUCGGACCUCAGGUUCGCGAUGGCGAGCUCGUCUUCGGCGUUGCCCGCAUCUUCGCCUCCUUCAACGACACCUUCGUCCACGUCACCGAUCUCACUGGCCGUGAGACCAUCUGCCGUGUCACUGGUGGCAUGAAGGUUAAGGCCGAUCGUGAUGAGUCCUCCCCCUACGCCGCCAUGUUGGCCGCUCAGGACGUCGCUGUCCGCUGCAAGGAGCUCGGCAUCACCGCCCUCCACAUCAAGAUCCGCGCCACCGGCGGUAACGGCACCAAGACCCCCGGCCCCGGUGCCCAGUCUGCCCUCCGCGCCCUCGCCCGUUCCGGCAUGAAGAUUGGCCGCAUUGAGGACGUCACCCCCACCCCCUCCGACUCUACCCGUCGCAAGGGUGGUCGCCGUGGUCGUCGUCUCUGAGCGACAGACACAAUCAAAAAAUGGUGUCUGGCAUCAGAGUCGUCAAGUGGGGACGGCAAUGGUCAGGAGUGUGCUCUGCGGAUUGGUCUCUUGGGUGGCAUCGUCAAAAACGAGGGGAACGGCACUUUUUGCCUGGUCUCCAUGUUCUACGCGC